AGUAGGAAGAAGACUUGCUGCCUCCUCUAGCUUGAUUCUGUUUUUUAGUCCCUUCUAACCUUCAGAUCAGAAAGAAUGGCAAAACCCUAAACAGGAUCAUUUCUGGAAGACUCAGUGAACACGCCACUGGAAAAAGAAAGACAUCAAUGGCGGUACCGGCAGUGAAGUUCCCGAUCUUCUAUUUGGUAAGGAUUUUAGGAAUCGCGGUGACGGCGCUGGUUCUCACGUGGACGAUACGUUACAGGGGAGGGUUGUCCCUCAUCUCCGACAAUAAAGAUCUCAUUUUCAAUGUUCAUCCUGUUCUGAUGGUUAUUAGCCUUGUCGUUUUAAAUGGCGAAGCUAUGCUGGCUUACAAGACAAUGCCUGGAACAAAGAACUUCAAGAAAUCUGUGCACCUUGUUGUGCAAUCCUUUGCUUUCUUUUUAGGUGUAAUUGGCGUUUGGGCUGCUCUAAAGUUUCACAUUGACAAGGGAAUUGACAACUUUUAUAGCCUUCAUUCUUGGUUGGGUCUAACUUGCCUCUUUUUGUUUGGUAUCCAGUGGGCACUUGGGUUUUAUACAUUCUGGUAUCCAGGCGGAUCGAGGAACAGCAGGGCUAGUCUACUUCCAUGGCAUAUCUUCUUUGGAAUUUACAUAUACGCCCUAGCUGUCACGACUUGCACUACUGGGCUUCUAGAGAAAGUUACCUUUCUUCAAACCAAUCACAUAAUUUCGCGCUAUUCCACGGAGGCAUUGCUAGUGAAUUCUCUGGGCAUGUUAACUGCUGUUUUGGGCGGGUUGGUCGCUCUUGCCGUUGCAUCUCCAGUGAACAGACAGGGCGACAUCCUCAGAGAGCAGUAAAAAGACAAGCCGACUUCAUGUGUUCCAUCAUUGAACUGAACUCUUUGAUCAAAUGGCUCCGUUUUUUGAAGCUUCAGUGACAAACUUCUCCUUUAAGAGUAGUAAGUACCCUUAAGUCAUACCAGUAUUGUAUCAACGUUCAUGGAACGAGUAAUUUACCCAUAUUUUUUAUAUAUAGAAAAAUUUGCCCUUUCUAUCAUUCAUCAGAGAAACGUUCUAGGGAAACCCCAACAUUGACGCCAAGAUGUUGUCUCAUUGACACAUAGACACUUCCCCUAUAUUAUGGUGUCAAAGUUGGGGAUCCCCUAGCUUUUUUGUUCACCAAACGAUAAUAAGGGAAUGUUUUGUAAAUCAAAACAAGGUAGGGUA
Molecule: messenger RNA, 1208 nt
Organism: Cuscuta campestris
Lineage: Eukaryota; Viridiplantae; Streptophyta; Magnoliopsida; Solanales; Convolvulaceae
Source: the annotation of a GenBank genome assembly